Messenger RNA from Venustampulla echinocandica, 3060 nucleotides. RefSeq lists its product as uncharacterized. Lineage: Eukaryota; Fungi; Ascomycota; Leotiomycetes; Helotiales; Pleuroascaceae. Bases 1 to 3060 code for a protein of 1019 amino acids. The record is from RefSeq and is a predicted model, not a curated record. The transcript has a single exon.
AUGCAUCGCGCCUCGGGCGACCUGAGCGAUCCGGAUCGCAACCUCGCGGAGUCCACCGAUGAUACAUCUGAAGAAUCCCCAGAGACCAUGUCACUCGAUCUCAUCACCGAAGAAUCCAACGAGAACUACAACCGGAUACACACUCCCCCACCACGCAUCGCAGCCCGCGUCUACCACCCCGCAAACAGCCGUCGCAAAUCCUCCGCUGCCUCGUCCCGGCGCAACUCCAUCUCCUCCGCCCACUCGAAUUCACACUCCGCUCGUCAUGGCAGCAGCGGUCCCCUUAACCAGAGCAAUUACAUCGCGCAGCACCUGCGCCGCGCGUCCAUCCUCGAGGAUCGGAAGGCGAGGUUGGCGGAUAGAGCCGCUCAUGCGGAGAAGGUCCGUUUGAGGGCCGCCCUGGCGAAGGCAGCCCCUAGGAGUACGACGAAUAGCGAGGAGAGGGCUUUGGCCGCCCAGCAUGCGAGGGAGAAAAAUCUAGCUGAGAUAGUGGCGAGUUGUGCGGAGGAGGUGAAGAGGGCGAAGGCGGUGGCGGAGAGCUGCAAGGAGAGGAGGGAGAUGGAGGGGAAGAAGUUGAGGAGGGAGUUGAAGGAGAGACUUGCGGAGGCGGAAAAGCGGAGAGAGGAGUUCCUUCAUAGGGUUAAUGCGAAGAGAGGGCGCUCCCUGAGUUCUCCCAGGAAGAGUCCGUCUCCUGCGAAGAAGCACGCGGGAAUCUCGGAGGAUGUGGCGGCGACGAGGAUCCAGAGGAGAUGGAAGAUUCAUCAGCGGUGGAAGGCGCUCAAGGAGUUCUCGGACCUGGGCUUGACUAUCGAUACCGUGCGGGAGACGUCGUUCGAGCAGGUUACAGAUUUACUGGCGCAGGAAGGUGUCUUGGUGGGCACUGCAAAUAUAUUGAGGCUCUGUGGGCUCAAGGAGGGUGAGAGUGGCUCCGUCAAUGAAAUGACCGCCGUCCGAACCUUUCUGAGUGCGUUCCUUAUCUUGGGACACCCGACCCAGGUGCUCAGCGGCAAGGUCGACAGCCGAGAACAGGAGCAGGUGGGAGUAUUGCCAAUGGGUUUAGAUGAUCUGGCUAAUCCGCAGCUGCAGGACCUUGUUGGAAAGGCUCGAGAUCUGCUAAUCUGUUUUGAGAACGUCCUGUCGCGAUUGUCUGCUGCGAACAAUUAUACCGCUCCUCCGCCAGAGCUUUCAAACCUGUCGGAGGUCUACGCUGCAUUCUUUAAUGCCUUUAUAGCUUGGAAAGCCCGGGAUUCCAGCGCGCUUAUCGAAAUGAUGGUUAUGCAGUUUGUGGAACUCGAUUCGAUAUGGCAGACCGUGAAGGAUAGUACGGACCCUGCCGUCACAGAUUCGUACCGCGAGGGGAUCCGAGAGAAUCAGCUUAAGCUCAUGCUUAGGAUUAAGAAGCUUGCUGGUCCCGUGCAGGGGAAGAAGCUCAUUACCAAUGCCAUUAGAGAAGCACGUAAAACACGUUCUACAAAGCCACCCACUGGAGAUUCUCGCCCUCGAGCUGCAGAGUCUGUUACCCCUGGUACGCCUGGUACGCCCGUCCUUGGGGAUCUAUCUGCUUCGGAGAAGUCGGUGACAAACCAUCUACAAACCCUCACACCGCCGCCCACACCCCAGAGGGAUAUAUACCGGCAAGAAAGGUCAGAUGUUGACGCUCUUAGGAGCGCCACCACCCUUCUUCCUGAUAAUCGAAUUAUCGCCCAUGAGAUUGCCAUCAAUCGAGAAUACCGCAUCGGUGAAGAUGCCCUUGAGAAUAGGGACUCGUUUAUGCAGGUGGUGUUCGACACUAUGCGUCGAGAUCUCGCACAUGGGAAUAGUGAGCCCUGGGUCCUUGCAAUGGCCGAGAACAUCAAAGGAAAGGUCCUUCGACUUCUCAAACCGGGGAAUUCGAUGUACAUUCUAAUCAGCGAGGCUCUCGACAACGAUGUGGUUGCCCGAGAACUACGAUCUGGUUCCUUCUCCUACGAGAAGUUCUUUUCCUUCAUGGCAUCAAUAAUUCCUCGCCUCUGCGCCCCGUUCAGGGACGCCGAGAUGAAAGAAUUGGUCGAGACCAAGAUGCAGACUGGCCAUGUAGUAGAUCGUUUACAGGCGCUUAUGCACGCUACCGAUCUGAUGCAAAUCGAUUUUGCAAAUUUCAUGCUUCAGCAAGCCGCCCCUGAACUCAUAAAGCACGCUGCUGCAUACGAGACAACACGCUUCGGAGAGAUCAUGGAGGCAACGUCUGACAAUCUUUCGGCUACAGAGCGAGCAUGGGGAGAAGCUCGAUCGAAAGUCCUGGCAGAGGCAGCCAAACGGGAUCCAGAGAACAUACAAUUGCCGAGGAAUCGACCGACCCCAGAUAAGAUUUACGCACAAAUGCUCGUCGAUGUCUUUACCUCGUUAGACUCGUCAGUCCCCAUUCCUGAGACCCUCCAUAUGGACUCUAAGCGCAUCUCCCGCAUCCGUCUUGACGUCCUACGUAUCGUCACAACCGGCGCCAUCCUGUUGCAAUGCAAGAACAUGCUCAAACGCGAUGUCCGCAGCCAGUGGAAGACAGAGGCCACACGUGUUUAUUCGGUGCUAGAGAACGCCAAAACGGUCGAAUCCGCAAGCCAGGGCAUCCAAGCCGCUCUCGAAUCCUCGCGGAGCAUGCCUGCUGCAACAAAAUCACACAUCCGCGAGCUCGUCACCCGAAUCAUCUCCUCUUCCUCCUCCCUAUCUAUCUCCACCAUAUCCCCUUCAGCAAACUCGCCCCCAGCCCCUACCGCACAGCUAAGAGACCCAGUUAUGCGACUCCUCCUAACUCGUCUAAGGACCCACAUUCUCAACCGCCUCGCGGCUAACACGGAGAAAGAAAAAGUCAAGAGUGCGAGUACGGCGACUGAGAGCCUUGCUACGCUGGGGCUACCGGAGUUUGUGCGGAAGGUUGGUGGUAUCGUGGAGGAGAUUGGUGGGGUUGGACAGUUGGAUAGGCAGGCGCACGGGACAUGGUACGAGGAGGUUGACCAUAAGUUCUCCCAGGAGGGUAAUGCUGCUACGGCUAGUGGGGACGCGGGGCCGGUAUCUGUGGAGGCAUGA